Sorex fumeus (smoky shrew) is the source of this 1243-nucleotide messenger RNA. It is a transcript of the gene TXNDC9, whose product is annotated as thioredoxin domain containing 9. NCBI's taxonomy places the organism in Eukaryota, Metazoa, Chordata, Mammalia, Eulipotyphla, Soricidae. Gene Ontology annotation, biological process: microtubule cytoskeleton organization. The transcript is spliced from 5 exons. Gene Ontology annotation, cellular component: cytoplasm. The coding region runs from base 155 to 835 and encodes 226 amino acids. The record is from RefSeq and is a predicted model, not a curated record.
CCAAUGAGGACCCGAGUCCCGGCGAUCUUCCGCCCGCGGCCGCCGCCGCUGCGCGUCAGGGCGUGGGAGAUCGGUGUCUGGGGAGCGCUCGUCCCCUCAGCGUUUCCGUGUCGCCGGUAGCUCAGCUUCGAGCUAAAUUUUACCACUUAGGAUAAUGGAGACACAUGAUUCUGUUGACAUGUUUGCAAAAGUUCUAGAGAAUCAGCUGCUUCAGACUACCAAACUAGUAGAAGAACAUUUGGAUUCUGAAAUUCAGAAACUGGAUCAGAUGGAUGAGGAUGAAUUGGAGCACCUCAAAGAAAAGAGACUUGAGGCACUAAGAAAAGCUCAGCAGCAGAAACAAGAGUGGCUUUCUAAAGGACAUGGAGAAUACAGAGAAAUUACUAAUGAGAGAGAAUUUUUUCAAGAAGUGAAGGAGAGUAAAAAAGUGGUUUGCCAUUUCUACAGAGACACCACAUUCAGGUGUAAAAUAUUAGACAGACAUUUGGGGAUCUUGUCUAAGAAACAUCUUGAGACCAAAUUUUUGAAGCUGAACGUGGAGAAAGCACCUUUCCUUUGUGAGAGACUCCGUAUCAAAGUCAUUCCUACACUAGCACUGGUAAAGGAUGGAAAAGCGCAAGAUUAUGUUGUUGGGUUUACUGACCUAGGAAAUACAGAUGACUUCACCACAGAAACUUUAGAAUGGAGACUUGGUUGUUCUGAUAUUCUUAAUUACAGUGGAAAUUUAAUGGAGCCACCAUUUCAAAGCCAAAAGAAAUUUGGAACAAACUUCACAAAACUGGAAAAGAAAACUAUCCGAGGGAAGAAAUAUGAUUCAGACUCUGAUGAUGAUUAAAGAUCAGUUAAAAUUCUUUGUAACUCAUCUUUUUACUUUACAGUCACACUUUAAUUUUUUAAAUUUUGUUUCAGUACAUUGGUCAUGUAAUGCUCAUGGAGUUUUAUACAAUUGCAUCACAAUGAAAGAUAUGUUUAAGUUCAGGAAAACUUGUCUAGAUUCUCUAUUUUUGAGAUUUAUUUUAUCGCAACAUGGUUCUUACCUCUUUAUACCAUUCACAAUUGCAUUUUUUAACUACUAGAUUGGAAAUAGGAAUUCAGCCAAUUGUUCAGGACCAAUUCUUAAUGUUACAAUAGGUUGAGUGACACUUAGUAUAACAGACUGUACUUGUUAAAAGAAUUAUAAAUACUCUUCACUUCUGGAGUACAUUUAAAAAACUAAUAAAGAACUCUGCUUAUUUAUUUCGUA